Molecule: messenger RNA, 933 nt
Organism: Miniopterus natalensis
Lineage: Eukaryota; Metazoa; Chordata; Mammalia; Chiroptera; Miniopteridae
Source: RefSeq, a predicted model, not a curated record
AUGGAAGAUGGUUCUGUUUUCUAUGGCUUUAAAAACAUUUUUGUUACCAUGUUUGCUACUUUUCUUUUUUUCAAGCUUUUAAUUAAAGUUUUUUUGGCUCUCCUAACCCAUUUCUAUAUCGUCAAAGGAAAUAGAAAAGAAGCGGCUAGGAUAGCAGAAGAGAUCUAUGGUGGAAUAUCAGACUGCUGGGCUGAUCGAUCCCCACUUCAUGAAGCUGCAGCCCAGGGGCGCUUACUGGCCCUUAAAACUUUAAUUGCACAGGGUGUCAAUGUGAACCUCGUGACGAUCAACCGGGUGUCUUCCCUCCACGAGGCGUGCCUGGGCGGUCACGUCAAUGGAGUGACAGUCCAUGGAGCCACACCCCUCUUCAGUGCUUGCUGCAGUGGGAGUGCUGCGUGUGUCAACGUGCUUCUAGAGUUCGGAGCCAAGGCGCAGCUCGAGGUGCACCUGGCAUCCCCCAUCCAUGAGGCAGUAAAGAGAGGUCAUAGAGAAUGCAUGGAGAUUCUGCUGGCAAAUAACGUGAACAUUGACCAAGAAGUGCCCCAGCUUGGAACUCCCCUGUAUGUGGCCUGCACCCAUCAAAGGGUAGAUUGUGUGAAGAAACUUCUAGAAUUAGGGGCCAAUGUUGACCACGGGCAAUGGCUGGACACCCCCCUCCAUGCUGCGGCGAAGCAGUCUAGUGUGGAAGUCGUCCGCCUGCUGAUAGACUAUGGGGCUAACCUGAAGUGCAGAAAUGCUCAGGGCAAAAGUGCACUUGACCUGGCAGCCCCCAAAAGCAGCGUGGAGCAGGCCCUCCUGCUCUGGGAAGGCCCACCUACUCUUUCCCAGCUCUGUCGCCUGUGUGUCCGGAAGUGCUUGGGUCGAGCAUGUCAUCAGAGCAUCCACGAGCUGCAUCUGCCGGAGCCACUGCAGAGAUUCCUUCUCUACCAGUAG